Molecule: messenger RNA, 696 nt
Organism: Rhizophagus irregularis DAOM 181602=DAOM 197198
Lineage: Eukaryota; Fungi; Glomeromycota; Glomeromycetes; Glomerales; Glomeraceae
Source: RefSeq, a predicted model, not a curated record
AUGAGUGCGAGUCCAAGCUCUAAGCCAACCUACAAACUCGAAGACAAUGAUGAAGAAUUGGUUCAGUGUAUAAAGGAAAUAAAGCGUAGGUUAGGAAAUAUGGAAAGCAUACUUGCCGAUAGUAAUGAAGCCAUGCGUUGUGAAUAUAUUUCGGCCAUUCUUUACACUUUGCUCUAUAUCGUCAAAAGAAUAACAGAUAAAGAGCUUACCUUAGCUCCUCAACUUGAAAUCAUUGGAGAAGAAAGUACUGGCUGGGUCAACUACGCAAUCAAAGCCUUCGAGGAACUUCUUUGCAUCAUGGAAGGGAAGCUACAUCAAGUGGUUAUGGGUUUCGCUCAGAAUCUAGUCCAGUGUAAAAGCGCUCUACAAGUUAAUAAAAAGAAUAGGAAACGUAAAUCAGGCGAAACGUUCGAAGAAGACUUUGACUAUAUCUACGGAAUCGUUACAACAGCCUCGGAAUGGUAUUUUAUUCUUUUUGCCUCAGAUGGGAUAUCAAGCACGAGCAAGGAUCCCCUCAAUAUUCGUUUUUCAGAAUCUGCUUUGAAGGAAGGAUUGGAUGAAGAAAAAGAUUUGUGUAAAAAUGUGAAGCGGGUUAUGAAGGUCAUUGUUGGACUGUUAAAGGAUAGGUUGGAGUAUAUGGAUGAAGAACCCGAUAGGAAGAAAGCUAGAAUAGAGGGUUACCGUUUGAAAAAAUAA